This is a messenger RNA of Oreochromis aureus, 2493 nucleotides long. RefSeq lists its product as uncharacterized. Gene Ontology annotation, molecular function: nucleic acid binding. Lineage: Eukaryota; Metazoa; Chordata; Actinopteri; Cichliformes; Cichlidae. The transcript has 2 exons. The record is from RefSeq and is a predicted model, not a curated record. The coding region runs from base 1 to 2493 and encodes 830 amino acids. Gene Ontology annotation, biological process: DNA integration.
AUGCAGAUUGACACAGGUUCAAAAGCAUCAUUAGUGUCAUAUAAUGUCUACAGGAAGUGUCUGAAGCACCUUCCACUCAAACCCUCCGACACAGUUUCUAAAGGAUAUACUGGACAUCGAGUGCCUAUGAAAGGAAUGACAGAGGUGAUUGUUCAAUGCAAUGACCAAACUGCUAAGCUGCCUGUGUAUGUUACGCAGAAGAACUGCCCUGCUAUAAUGGGACAUGUGUGGCUCAAAGCAAUCAGACUCAACUGGCAAGAAGUGAGAAAGCUGUCGCAUGGUUCCUCUCAGCUGCAGGCCAUACUGGGAAAGCACAAAGAGGUUUUUCGUGAGGAACUGGGCAGCAUGAAAAAAAUUACAUUGAAGCUGCAUCUCAAACCUGACAGCAAACCAGUCUUUAUGAUGGCUAGACCUGUGCCGUACGCCAUUCGGCCCAAGGUGGAGUCUAACUUAGACGCAUUGGUCAAGAAUGGUGUUCUGGAGCCGGUUACAACCAGCGAGUGGGCCACGCCUAUCGUCCCGGUUCCUAAAAAGGACGAAGGAAUCCGGAUCUGCGGAGACUUCAAGGUAUCCGUGAAUCCUGUCUUAACAGCAGAGCAGUAUCCCCUCCCUCUGACUGAUGACUUAUUUGCUGGCCUGAGUGGGGGACAAAAGUUCAGCAAAAUAGAUCUCAACCAGGCUUACCUGCAAAUGCACGUUGAAGAGCAGUCACGUGAAAUGUUGACUAUCAACACACAUAAGGGACUUUUCAGAUACUGCAGGUUGCCUUUUGGCAUCACAUCAGCUCCAGCAUUGUUUCAGCGAGCGAUUGAUCAAAUCCUGAGCGGAUUACCUGGUGUGCAGUGUUACCUGGAUGAUAUCCUGUGUACAGGAGCAGAUGAUGAAGAACAUCUGCGCAACCUGGAUGCGACCCUUCAGAGACUGAAGGAAUACGGAUUGAGAGUCCGUAAGGAGAAAUGUGACUUUUUCCAGUCAUCUGUGGAAUAUCUAGGGCACGUGAGUGAUGCAAAUGGACUACACGCUGCACCUUCGAAGAUCACAGCAAUUGUGGAUGCACCCCCACCACAAAAUGUCAGCCAGCUAAAGUCUUUCUUAGGACUGUUGAACUACUAUGGACGGUUCAUACCCAACUUGGCAUCACUCCUGAAACCACUGCAUAACCUGCUACGCAAGGAGGAAGCAUGGAAGUGGACAGCAAGCUGUCAAGAGGCUUUUCAAAAGGCAAAGGAUUCACUGACUGCAUCUGAGGUGCUAACCCACUUCAAUCCUAAGUUCCCAAUUCAGCUUGCCUGUGAUGCUUCUCCCUAUGGGGUAGGGGCAGUGAUUUCCCACAUUCUCCCAAACGGCGAAGAAAGGCCAAUUGCCUUCGCAUCAAGGACAUUAAACACGGCAGAGACCAACUAUGCUCAGCUGGAACGAGAGGCUCUGAGCAUUGUAUUUGGUGUUCGGAAAUUUCACCAGUAUUUGUACGGUAGGAGGUUUACACUGUUAACUGACCAUAGACCUCUCACAACCAUCCUGGGACCCUACACAGGGAUUCCAUCUCUUGCUGCUUUUCGUCUCCAGAGGUGGGCGUUGAUAUUGUCAGGACAUGGGUUGUCCAGGUUACCUCUCCCUGUUAAAAAACCCGACUCUGACACUGUUGAGAUCCUCUACUUCAGGGAGGUAGAGACAGCACCGGUUUCGGCUGUGCAGGUGAAAAGGGCGUCCAGAAAUGACCCUGUGUUGUCAGCAGUGAUGGACUGGAUCAUUAAGGGUCUUCCUGCAGGUGAGGAUGUAGACUUGAAGGCCUUCCUUGGAAAGCGGGCGGAGCUUUCUGUUCAGGCGGGAUGUUUGCUGUGGGGGAGGAGAGUCAUUAUUCCCCUGUCACUUCAAACAAAACUGUUGAAGCAACUUCAUGCAGGACACAGUGGAAUAGUGAGAAUGAAGGAAAUAGCGAGAAGCUAUUUUUGGUGGCCAAAUAUGGACAAACAGAUUGAGGAGAUUGCUAAAAACGGUUCAUCGUGUCAUAAGGUCCGGAACAACCCACCACUUGCUCCUCUCCAUCCCUGGGAGUUCCCACAGGAGCCAUGGCAUCGUGUGCACAUUGACUUUGCAGGUCCAUACGAGGACAAAAUGUUUCUUGUAGCUGUUGAUGCACACAGUAAAUGGCCUGAAGUGACCAUCAUGAAAUCAACCACCACUGAGAAGACCAUAGAAGCACUAGGAGAAAUGUUCAGUAGGUUUGGAUCUCCUACACAGAUAGUCUCUGACAAUGGACCUCAACUGGUUUCACAGGAAAUGGAGGCUUUCCUGCAGGCUAAUGGAGUGCAGCACAUUACAUCAGCUCCAUACCAUCCUGCAACGAAUGGUCUUGCAGAAAGGUUUGUUCAGACAAUGAAACAUGCACUGAAAACAUCGCAAGGCCAAGGAACACUGCAUCAGAGACUGCACAAGUUUCUGCUUAACUACCGGAACAGUCCACAUGCAACCACAAGGACAUCUCCCAAGUGA